ACAACUCAACAAGUAAACAUCAAAAUGUCUUCUGCCGCUGCCAACUUCAACGACAACAUCAUCUUCGCUGCCAACAAAAUGACUUUGGUCAAGAAAUCUGAAUACACACCUUCAAAAGCCUUAAAGAAACUAUACAAAUCAUUGAAAAAGAUUUUUGUACAAAAAUCUACUCAAACUAAGGAUAUGCCAGUAGUCUACCAAACCUGUCUUACCGAGGAGGAACAUCAAAAUUAUCUAAAUGAAUUGCUAGAAGCUGAAGCUGAAUCCUUUGCCGCUUAAGAAUUGAAACAACAACACAAACUAAAUUUCACUGAAAUAUGUGAAGUGAAGAUUUGUUUGGGAACUUAACAUGGAAUUCAAGAAGUCUUACAACAACUAACUUAAGUCGGGUAUGACUAAAGCAACUGCUUCGAAAAAGGGUCUUAUAAGGUCGACUACUCCAAGAAAUAUUUAUGCUGUUUUCCUUAUUCUUAUAUAAAUAAGAAAAUAAUGUGAUAACAGUUGAUGCAGAAAGUUAUUCAAUAUUUAUAAUUUUUUUAUAAAAAAAGUUACAAAAUAAAAAUUAUAAUUUU
Messenger RNA from Lucilia cuprina (Australian sheep blowfly), 572 nucleotides. RefSeq lists its product as uncharacterized. The coding region runs from base 25 to 279 and encodes 84 amino acids. The transcript has a single exon. NCBI's taxonomy places the organism in Eukaryota, Metazoa, Arthropoda, Insecta, Diptera, Calliphoridae. The record is from RefSeq and is a predicted model, not a curated record.